AUGGCAUUUAACGAUGAGCAAAUUAAAGUUAUUAAAGCAUUUUGUGGAACUUUAAUAGCAAAAUUAGAUGAUUUAGAGACAGAAGCACUUCUAAAAACAAAAGCCAACGUAAUAAAAAAACAUCCCUCUAAAGUUCUUAAAUUUUCUAAAUUUGAUUUAUCAGAGAAUGAAGACUUUAUAAAAAUUUUUACAGAUAAACUUGUAAAGUGUUUUCCCCGAGAUAAAUUAGUUCAAAUUAAUUUGAUUUUUAACUUUUUUGCAAAAAGUUCAACAUCCUUAUUAUUAACGGGUUACUUUAAACCAUUUUAUGAACUUGAUAGAAAACAACGUGAAUUUGUUUUACAAAAAUGGUCUAAAGGCUUUAAAUUUUAUAGAAAUAUCUUUUCAGCUUUGACGAUUUUAUUUAAUGUUAUAUAUUGGACAAGUUUUGAUAAAUAUUUUGAAACAAUUGGAUAUCCUGGUCCUGAUCCUGAAGCUAAUGGUGAAAAGUUUACAUCAAAAAUUAAUUCAUUUCCUAAUUAUGAAUUUAUUCAAGUUCCACCCGAAGGACUGGAAUUACAAUUUGAUGUAGUAGUUAUUGGAUCUGGUGCAGGAGGUGGUGUGGUUUCUGCUCAACUAGCAAAAGCUGGUUAUAACGUUCUUGUUAUUGAAAAAGGAAAGUACUAUCAUCAAAAUGAAUUAUCAUUAAAACAAGCCGAAUCUCUCGAUAAUCUAUACGAGAGUAAUGGCUUUUUAUUUAACGAAGAUAAAACUAUGUACAUUCUUUCGGCUUCAACAUUUGGAGGGGGUACCACGAUCAAUUAUAGUGCUAGUUUAAAGCUACCUCAUUAUGUACGAAAGGAAUGGGCUGCACAAGGAUUAACAUAUUUUCUUAGUGAUGAAUUUAAUGAGUCAAUAGAAGCAGUCGAAAAACGAAUGGGAGUUUCUUCAGAUGCAAUUAUUCACAAUGAAAAUAACAAAAUUCUUAUAGAAGGAUGUAAGAAAUUCGGAUAUCAUUGCGGUAAUAUACCUCAAAAUACAGCCGGAUAUCAUCAUCAAUGUGGAUGGUGUACAUUUGGUUGUAAAUAUGGAGAAAAACAAGGAAGCUUGAUGACAUGGUUAAGAGAUGCUAGAGAUGCUGGAGCAAAAUUUAUUGAUAAUUGUUAUGUUGAAAAUAUUUUGAUUAAAAAUAGAAAAGCCGUGGGUGUUAAGGCUAUAGUUAACGGAAAUCGAGCAUUAAUCAUACACUCAAAAAAAGUGAUUGUUUCUUGUGGAGCAAUUCAUAGUCCUGCUUUACUGAGAAGAAGUGGUCUCAAGAAUAAAAAUAUUGGCAAGAAUUUAUAUCUUCAUCCUCUUACUAUGGUAACCGGUUUCUUCCCGGACAAAGAAAUUAACCCUUAUUCAGGGUCUAUAAUGACAUCGGUAUCAGAUGCUGUUGAAAACGUAGAUGGUGAUAAUUAUGGAGCAAAAAUUGAAACAUCGACAUUUCAUCCUCUUUUUCUUGUUACUUUCUUACCCUGGAGAUCUGCACUUAACCAUAAACAACGAAUGCUUCAAAUAAAUCAUUUUUCUUCCAUGUUAAUUAUUAGUCGUGAUAAAAUUCCUGGUAAAAUUACCAUAGAUUCAAAUGGAAGACCUAGGAUUCAUUAUUCAAUUAGUAAUCAUGAUUCAAAAAGUAUUGUCGAAGGAAUAAUUGCUGGACUUAAUAUUCAUGUAGCUGCAGGUGCAAAAACAGUUAUGACACCGCAAUUCGCUAUUGAAGAAUUUGAACCUGCUGAAAAAGAUCCAUUUAAUGAUCCGAGAUAUAAAAAAUAUAUUGAGAAAGUUAGAGAGAUUGGUGUAGAGGAGAAUGCAUCAAGUAUUGGAAGUGCACAUCAAAUGGGAACAUGGUAA
Dentiscutata erythropus is the source of this 1872-nucleotide messenger RNA. The record is from the annotation of a GenBank genome assembly. NCBI's taxonomy places the organism in Eukaryota, Fungi, Glomeromycota, Glomeromycetes, Diversisporales, Gigasporaceae.